Wyeomyia smithii (pitcher-plant mosquito) is the source of this 1485-nucleotide messenger RNA. RefSeq lists its product as uncharacterized. Lineage: Eukaryota; Metazoa; Arthropoda; Insecta; Diptera; Culicidae. The transcript has a single exon. The record is from RefSeq and is a predicted model, not a curated record. Bases 1 to 1485 code for a protein of 494 amino acids.
AUGAGCCGUCAAGGCAAGUUCGAGAGUUGCUAUAUCGGGCUGAAAACUCGAUUACUCAAACUGUUGAAAAUCGUUAAAAAUCGCGACGCUGCUCCCCCUGUGCCCUCCCAGCCAGACGUCAUCCAGCAAUUAGCAGAUCAGCAAGCCGUAUUUCUUCGCAUCAUGUCUACUAACAUGGUUUCACCUGCAACGCACGCUACCGUCGUGCCUCAAGAUGCAUAUCGACUCCCGGACUUGAAGUUGCCCCAGGUUAAUAUUCCUACAUUUAGUGGAGGCUAUCUCGAGUGGCAGUCGUUUAUAGAUCUGUUCGAUAGCUUGGUCGAGCAAAAUCCAACGCUAAAAGAUAGCCGAAAAUUAUACUUUUUAAAAACCAACCUCGCUGGUGAGGCGGCUUCUUUAAUUUCACACCUUAAAAUCGAAGACGCGAAUUAUAAACCUGCUUUAGAAAAGUUGGCAUCCCGGUAUGAUAAACCCCGUGAAAUAGCGAGCAAGCAUAUACAACGAUUUCUAUCGCAACCACCGCUUUCGUUUGCCUCUGCCAGUGGCUUGCGAGCACUGCAUGACGUGUCAGAUGAAGUUCUCCGAGCGCUCAAAGCCAUGGCUAGAGAGGAUCGUGAUACAUGGUUGCUUUUUAUACUGAGCGAAAAGGUGGAUCCCGAUACCAAACAGCUAUGGUGUCAAAAAAUUGCCGAAAUGAAGGAAGAAGAGAUUACCCUAACGCGGUAUCUAAAAUUUGUUGAAGCAAGAAGUUUCGCUUUGCAAUCGGCGCAUCCGAAUAAACCUAAAACAUUCGUACCCGCAAAAUUUCCUGCUAGAGAAGUAACAAAAUUCGUCACGACAAACCCCACAUUUUGUGAAGUCUGCUCCGCACAAUAUCAUCACCUAUUUCAGUGCGGCAAAUUUAUUCACAUGAGCUAUCACGAACGACUAGCUCAAGUAAAUCGAUUAAAACUGUGCCGAAACUGUCUCAAAACACAUCCCGGUAGCAGCUGCAAAGCUGGUUCAUGUAGAAAAUGUAACUUCCCACAUCACACUUUGCUGCAUCCACUUAUCACUGGUUCACAAACACCAAACACGGCUGAAUCAUCAACCGAUCAGCUACAAUCCGCGCAAUCAUUUAUUUCGGCACUAGAUUCUGCUGGUGGCCUUGGCUCCGCAAACGUCCUCCUAGCUACAGUGGCUAUUAACGUCCUAGAUAAAAAAGGGCAUCCUCAUGCCUGUCGCGCUGUUCUGGAUAGCGCAUCGCAAGUCAACUUUAUCAGUGAUAGCCUCCGUAAGCAGCUUGGUAUCGACACCUCGCAUGCUAAUGUGGAUCUGGAAGGCAUCUCGGCAGCUACCGCUCACGCAGAUCGAUUUGCAGACAUCGUUAUCACAUCUCGCUGCACGAACUAUCGAACCUCCGUGCCUUGCCUUGUAUUGGAGAGAAUAACAAAAUUUCUCCCAUGCAAACCAGUAAACGCUUCAGCCCCCCCUAGAAAGUGUUAA